Molecule: messenger RNA, 4581 nt
Organism: Daldinia vernicosa
Lineage: Eukaryota; Fungi; Ascomycota; Sordariomycetes; Xylariales; Hypoxylaceae
Exons: 4
Coding region: 110-4468 (1452 amino acids)
Biological process (GO): regulation of transcription by RNA polymerase II
Cellular component (GO): mediator complex
Molecular function (GO): transcription coregulator activity
Source: RefSeq, a predicted model, not a curated record
UCCUUGCUGGAUAUCUUGUCUAGGUUAACUUCGACUUUCUAGGAAGGAUCUAUUUUGACCCUAACGACCGUACACGACUUUGACCGACCCUUAAUUAUAUCCCGCGGCCAUGGCCGCCAAUAUGCCACAGAUGGGCGGCGGCGGUGUACGGCAGCGACCGCCCAACCAGCAGUUGUCGCAACUCGUUUAUACGCAGAUCAUGGGACAAGGCAUUCAGACUGGUGGCUGGCAAGAUCAAGUACAGGUCAAUCUACGAGUUAGUAACACGAUGAACUUGAUCUCUAACUCGUUUCUUGCCAUGCCUGCCCUUGAUUCGCAGCAGCUCGUAUCUCACGGCUUGACCUUUGAACGAGAUGCCUUUUUAAAUUCCCCGGACAAGGGGACUUACGAUCAGAAGAUUGGCGGUCGCGUCCAAGAACUCUUCAAACGACGGCAAGCGCAUGAGCAAAGUCUCCAAAAUACCUUGAACGCCCAGGCCGCUGCUCAAGCGCAUGCUCAAGCGCAGACGCAACAGAUGCUAAUGAACCAGAACAUGAUGCCCAGGGGUAUGGGGCAACCACCGCAGCAGGGCUUCCAGCAUCUCCAACAACAGAUGCAGCCCUCGCCGAUUCCCCAGCAGCCUCAUCAACCGGGAAUGGGGAUGGGAGGUCAGGGCGGCCUCCCCAUGAACCCAAAUCAGCAGCCGAUGCAGAUGGGGGUAGCACAGAUGCGCCCUCAAUUCCCGAUGAACGCCACUUUGGCAAGUCUACCUCCCCAAGAUAGGACGAAAAUUAUGCAAUUGGCUCUGGCGAAGUUGAACCAGACUACGGAACCACAGCGGAAUCAACUGCGUAAUUUAGUACAGCAGAGAAUCAACCCCCAGCAGAUGGCGCAGUUGCAGGCGGAGAACCAGGAUCCAGUUCUAUUCUAUUUACAGAUCCAGAUGUUACAGGCAUUUAAGCAGGGAGGCGGCAAUGGUGGCGGCAAUCAAGCCGCAUUGCAGAUGCAGGCCCAGCAGCGACAGAUGAACCAGUCUGGGCAACAGCUAGUAGGGGUUCCUAACAGCGAGUUUGGUCCAUUUUCGAACGUCGAGAGCAUCAUGAACCAGCAGAAGGCAGGACUACUCGCCCAGGAAGCAGGGCAGAUGGUGGUGCCGGCGAGUAACGGACCCGGCCGGAACGCCACACCUCAACCUAUGGGCGGAAUGCAAGGCCCUAACCCUAACCAUCCUGGACCAAACCAGUCCGGCAUCCCUAAUCAGAUGCCGCAACAGUUCAACCUGCCGCAAGCCCAACAGUUAAAGAUGGACCAAAGGGCGGCCCAGUCGCAGGCCCAGAUCAGGGCGCAGGCGCAGGCUAAACAAAUGCAGGGCCAGCCCGGAGGACUAAACGGUGGCGCCAUCUCUCAGAGUCCUGGCAUGAACACUCUGAACACGCCGGUUCGCCGGACUCCAGUCAUGGGCCAGCCGGAAGGGCAGCAGCAAAUGGGUCAACCCAACGGGCCUUUCGGACAAGGGCUCGACCCGCGUUUCAACCAGGGCAAUCAGCGGCCGCAGAUGGGUCCGAACCCAAUGAAUAAUCAGCACAUUAUCAACAGCGUCCUUGCCCAGAUGCCACCCGAGCAGCGGAAUGCGUUCAUGAGCUUGCCACCGGAUAAGAGGAGCGAGGUGCUGAUGAAAUGGACUGCUAAUCCGACUGCGAGGGCGGGUAUGGGUCAGCCGCCCGGACGCGGUCAGCCUCAACCAGGCCAGUUCGGACAAGGUAAUCCGAUGGCUCAAUUUGGCCCAGGAAAUAACAUGGGCCAAGCACCCAACCCUAGCGCGCAGAUGAAUGCUCAGAACCAAAUGCUGCUUCAGCAGCAGAUGAACAGGAUGAGGAGCAUGCAGCCCCAAAAUCGGCCUCAAAUGCCCCAGCCCCAGGAUGUGAAUAACUAUAUGGAUAGCAUGGACGUACCAGGAAGAAUACUGGACCAGCUGAAAACAAGUCAGCAGCCGGUACCACAAGAGAUCAAGAAGUGGGCUCAUCUUAAGCAAUGGCUCUCCCAGAGGAAUGCCAACAACCAUGUCAUGCAGCAGCUACUGGGCUUCCAGACUGCACAGUUUCAGAACAUGAUGAAGCAGAGGGCGGCAAAUAACCAGAUGGCUCAGCCUAAUAUGCCGCAGCAGGGACCGCAAAUGCCAAAUGCGCAAAUGCCUAUGCAACCAGGUGCUAACAUGGGCCCCUUUGCGGGCAUUACGAUUAGUCCCGCCGAAUUUCAGCAGGCUAAAAAUCACGAGAGGUUCAAGGGCUGGCCAGAUGAGAAGAUCAAGACGGCUCUCAUGCAGAUGAAGCUAACUCAGAUGAGGGCUAAAGCAAACGGACAGGCACCCAAUGCCCAAAUGCAGACGCCUCAGACGUCCCAACCAGCCAACAACAACCUUGCCAUAUCAGCCCCGCCGCCGAAUCCUUCAAACGCCCUCCAGCAAAGACCGCAAAAUGCGGGACCUGAUGCUAAUCCUACGGGCUCUGCGGGGCCCGCAAGGAAUAGGCAGCUUCAAAAUAAUCGUCCGCCGCCUCCGGCCUCGACUGCUCCCCAGAGGAAUAGUCUAAAGCGUGCGAGUACGGAUGACGUAGUGGAAGUGCCGAACCCGUCGGGUACACCUGUCCAGCGUCCGGCGUCCCAACAGGCUCAGGCCGCCGGGCCUCCACCGCAAUUUCAUAUCCCACCCGCUCAGCUUGCCGCGAUGCCGCCCGAGCAAAGGAAUAAGUACGAGGCUAUGAUGAAAUCCCGGCAGGCGGCAGCGGCAGCGGCCGGAGGUGGUGGUGCACAACAGCCGCAGCAGCAGCAGAUGUCCGAGGCAAUGCUGCAUCUGAAAUCUAUCGGCCAAGAGGAACACAUGAACGCGGCCAGAGAGCCGUACCAGGAAAUUCCGAUGAACCCGGAACAAUAUCAAGAUAUGGCCCAGAAGAUCCAGUCUCUGGUUAGCGAGAUGGGCAAGGUCAGCAAAAUCCUAGGGCGGUGGUACACUCUAACGAGAGAUGACAACCGCGCUAGGAUGUUCUUCAAAAUGCGGCUCCGCUUGGGUAAGCAAUUCGCGGACGGCGAGAAGAUGACGACUCUCAAGAAGGCAUUUUCCCUAAAACCGAACGAGCUGGAUAGCGUAAGAGCGAUGCUGGAGGGCAUGGCUAGGGACGUGGCCACCCAGUAUCCUCAAGUUAUGAAGAGAAAUGCUACCCAACAGCAACAUGCCCAAGAACCGGGACCUCAGCAGGGGAAUAGCGAGAACACCGCCACACCACCGAUGGGAGCGCCGACGCCAUUAAACGCCGCCAACCUCGAGAAGCAAAAUGCGUUGAACAAAAUACACCAUAGAUCCACCAGCAAGAGUGGGCAACCACCGGCUGCGCCAACUACCUCGCAACCUCCGUUCCCCUUCGGUGCCCAGUCACCCAACGGUCAGCCUACGUAUAUUGGGAAACCUGCUGUUACCCAAGCUGACCUUCAACUACCCCCUCGCAAGAGACCCAAAACCAGCGGCCAGGCAGGUCUCGGUUCGGGCGGCGCGAGCGCGAGCUCAUCUCCCCAAGUUCAAAAGGCACCGUCCCCAGAGCUAGUUAAGCGACAGACGCCGGCAGAACACGCAGCGCCUAAAUUAGCAUACCAGUGUCCCGAGCCAAGCUGCGAGGCGCACAGUACCGGUUUUGCUACCGAAGAGGCUCGACGAAAUCAUAUCGAGGAGGAGCACGUGAAGCCCUCGCAGAACCCAUUCAAGUUUGCGACCGAGAGCCUUGCUGCUAGGCUCGGAUUAGAUCCUGACGGACACCCGAAGGCGCCGCCGAACACCUCGACGACGGCCCCUUCGAUGGCACGCGAUGCCUCGAAGCAGGGUCAAACGCCGGCGAGCCGAGCCGAUGCGACGCCGAUGUCCCGAGAACCGUCGAUGAAGAGACAAGGUAGCGCACCGGGUGUCAAAGCCUCGGACCUACUUAAGACGAUGGCUGGCAAGACCGGCACGCCGAAGCCCGACGUCGGAACUCAGGUUGGAGAUGGUACUGUAGCGCCUGCAAAGACGUCCGGCGCAGAUGGAGCCUGGCCGAUGACGACUAUAGACCCGCAAAACCUACUCCAAAACCUGGGGGGCAUCGAAAGCGGUGGCGGAGGUUCUAUUUUCGACAUGAACGUGUAUCGGGCAAUAACACCACACGACACGCCGGAGGACACGCCGGAGUCGAGCAAGGAUAGCGCGAGUUCGGAGCCGACUAGUGACCUGUCGGAAGGCGUGUCGCUUAAUCUGCAGCUGAAUAUGGGGCCCGACCCCAACAUGGGGCUCGACAGGUGGCAGCCAUUCGGGCUGGGCGACGUCGAGUCUGGCGACAUGAACUUGACCGAGAUGGAUCUAGGUGCUACGGACGAAAAUACGAUGCCGCUAUUCUCGUGGGAUGACGUGAACCCCGAUUUUACGAAAGAAUUCACAUUAGACACCAGUUUCUACUCUCUCGAGACGGCAUGAAGGGGCAGCGGACUAGAGCUCUUUAAUAUUUCUCAUUUUUCUUCCUCACAAUGAAUAAUGAGGUAUUAGCAAGGGUAGGCAAGUCUAUACGAGUUGGGCCAGGCAGGGGCUUG